AUGCAGGACCAUAAUAUCUUUACUGCACAAGCCCAGAAUGUCAACAGGGACAGAUGGUCCUUUGGAGAGGGUAACCAUCACAUGGAGUCUAACAUAAAUAGAAGGAACCCUAUACCAGGACAGAGAUAUUGUUCCCGAUGUGGACAGUCAGGGCACACAACUACAAGCUGCAGAUAUAGAGGGGCAAAUAUGGACAGGACCAUUCAAUGUUUUGAGUGUCAGGGAUUUGGUCACUUUAAGAGAGACUGUCCAAGUGGGAAGGGUGGUAUGUCCUCCAGGGGGAUCAAUCACCUUAAUAGUGGUAGAUGA
Molecule: messenger RNA, 309 nt
Organism: Physella acuta
Lineage: Eukaryota; Metazoa; Mollusca; Gastropoda; Physidae
Product: DNA-binding protein HEXBP-like
Molecular function (GO): zinc ion binding; nucleic acid binding
Source: RefSeq, a predicted model, not a curated record